Messenger RNA from Meriones unguiculatus (Mongolian gerbil), 1161 nucleotides. It is a transcript of the gene Eif1ad, whose product is annotated as eukaryotic translation initiation factor 1A domain containing. The record is from RefSeq and is a predicted model, not a curated record. Gene Ontology annotation, biological process: translational initiation. The coding region runs from base 494 to 997 and encodes 167 amino acids. The transcript has 6 exons. Gene Ontology annotation, cellular component: nucleus. Gene Ontology annotation, molecular function: translation initiation factor activity; RNA binding. NCBI's taxonomy places the organism in Eukaryota, Metazoa, Chordata, Mammalia, Rodentia, Muridae.
CGGAAGUGCAAGUCUCGGCGCGGUUUCCUCAGUGCCAGGUCUAUCUCCUCAAGCCCGCUGGCGAAAGGCAGGAACACCGGAGGUCUGAGGCUAAGCGUCCAAACCGGCGCUACCAUCGCGACCACCUGCGAGUCGCAUCUCUUUGCUUUCGUUGACUCCGUCUUGAAGUGAGUCGUGGACGAGCUGCUUUCACCGUCAACCUGGAAAACGGAGCUUGCUUGUGUAGCGCCGAGCGGUGCCUGUCGGAUCCCCUGGGACUGGGAUGAGGGGCAGUUGUUAACUGUGAGUGCUGGGAACCAUACCUAGAUUCUCUGUGAGAGCAGAAAGUCAUCCAGUCCCCUAAAGGUCACAUCUUUAACAGGGCAAGGUGGCACUUUUUUGUAUAAGGCUGCUGCUCUUGAAAGCAGUCCUGGCUUCUAAGACUGCCAUCCAAAUAACUCUGGAAGACGAGCUGACAGUCUGUGCAUCCUAACAACCCUGGACAGAACCCAGCAUGUCUCAGGCCACCAAGAGGAAGCAUGUGGUGCAGGAGGUGCUGGGGGAGCACAUGGUGCCUUCCGAUCAACAGCAGAUCGUGAAAGUCCUCAGGACUCCCGGGAACAAUCUGCAUGAGGUAGAGACAGCACAAGGGCAGCGCUUCCUGGUGAGCAUGCCCUCCAAAUACCGCAAGAACAUUUGGAUCAAGAGAGGGGACUUCCUCAUUGUUGACCCAAUUGAAGAGGGAGAAAAAGUGAAGGCUGAGAUCUCUUUUGUGCUCUGCAAGAACCAUGUCCGCUCUCUGCAGAAGGAAGGGCACUGGCCUGAGGCCUUCUCUGAGGUAGCUGAGAAACAAAACAAUGUGAACAGACAGAGUCAGCCAGAGCUCCCUGCUGAGCCACCCCUGUCAGGAGAAGAGUCGGGCUCUGAAGAUGACUCUGACCUCUUUGUCAACACCAAUCACAGGCAGUAUCACGAGAGUGAGGAGGAGAGCGAAGAGGAGGAGGAGGAGGCAGCCUGAGCCCCCAGGACCCACUUCUCUACUUGCUCAGGGACUACCCCUUGGCUUUUUUGGGCGUGGACAUUCCCAGGGUGCCCUGCAGUCUUUUCCUUUGGAUGGGGACAAGGCAUGGCCCCUUUCUGAACUGACCUAAUAGAAUUAAACCCCUGGUGGGUAAUGACUUA